This is a messenger RNA of Fusarium falciforme, 1503 nucleotides long. RefSeq lists its product as hypothetical. The transcript has 2 exons. Gene Ontology annotation, molecular function: N-acetyltransferase activity. NCBI's taxonomy places the organism in Eukaryota, Fungi, Ascomycota, Sordariomycetes, Hypocreales, Nectriaceae. The record is from RefSeq and is a predicted model, not a curated record. Bases 1 to 1503 code for a protein of 500 amino acids.
AUGCAGUCCAGUUCAGAAUCGCGGGUCCUCCGUACCUUGGGCCGAGUCGAACGUUACCAGUCCGCUCUGCAUCUGCUGGAUCUCUACCCUAGCACUGUCUUGACCUGCCAUUAUAAAAUCCCACAUCAUUUCAUCACAACCCCUGCGAGUCAACUGGAUCUUGAAGAGUUUUGGGAACGUGCAGUUGCCAGAAACAUCGUCCAGCAUCCUUUGAUGCAGGUUGGUCAAGUCAAUGAAGACUCGACGGAACCAGCAUGGGUCCGGCUCGAUACUGUCGACCUGUCUCGACAUAUUUCCUGGAGACUGGUCAGCUCCUUGGAAGACUACCCUACAAUUCGCAAGCAGAUACUUAGCGAGCAGCUCAUCACAAAAUUCACUGAUCUUGAAACUCGCCCUGGCUGGAGGAUGGUGGUACUGAAGCAAGAGUCCGACGAUUUAAUGGAGGUGAUCCUGGCUUGGAAUCAUCCCCAUUUCGACGGAACCGGUGCAAAGAUAUUUCACGAAACCAUGCUCGAGACUCUAAAUCAGGCCGGUGGAGGCUCCGACCUUCAAAUUGUCCGCAACCACAUUCUGGAGACAGUGGUUAACAGGCAAAACCUCCCACCUCCUCAAGAGACGGCAGGUAACUACUCUACUUCCUUUGGCUACAUUGCCGAUACGAUAUGGGAAGAUGUAAAGCCAAAACUCUUUGGCUGGGCAUGUACACAUCCAGCUAUUUGGCCACCUAUUUCUCCAAAGCCUUACGAAACGAGGUUUCGAACCUUGACUAUUGACAACCAGAUGCUCCAGGGUGUGCUCGCGGCUUGUCGAGCGCACAAGACAACUCUGACGGGUCUCCUACACGCCAUCUCCCUCAUCAGUCUCACUCCACACGUUCCAAAAGAGGUCUCUGAAGUAACAGGUAGCACGCCUCUCAACCUGCGGCGGUUCAUCCCAGCGCGGUCGGAAGCGUUCCCUGAUCUUGAGCCUGACAGGACGGUAAGCUGCUGCGUCACUUCGACAGAACACAGGUUCAAUAACGAGCUGCUGGAUCAAAUUAGCGAUCGGAUCAAGACUGCCGCGGAUGACUCCAAGUUGGCAACUUGCGCAGACAUCAUGUGGGAGGUGUCGGCAAGAGUGCGGGAGGAACUUCAAGAGAAGCUCAGCCAAGGCCUCAAGAACGACUUGGUCGGCAUGAUGGGCUUCAUCUCGGACUGGAGAGAGCAUGCCAAGGAAGCACAGCGAAAACCGCGGGCAGCCACUUGGCUCGUCACCAACCUGGGAGUCCUAGACGGAGAGAAUGGCUCAGACCAGCUGGCAGGGACAUGGUCAAUUCAGAGGGCAGACUUCUUGCUAAGCGCUGACGUUGCCGGCCCAGCGCUUACUAUCUGCCCUGUCGCUGUUAAGGGCGGAGAUCUGACCAUCAAUGUUGGCUGGCAGGGAGGUGUUGUUGACGACGAACUGGGAGAACAUCUUGUGGGUGAUAUUGAGAAAUGCUUUCGGGAUGUGGCGGUGACGCGUUAG